Molecule: messenger RNA, 932 nt
Organism: Drosophila serrata
Lineage: Eukaryota; Metazoa; Arthropoda; Insecta; Diptera; Drosophilidae
Gene: Atg5
Product: autophagy protein 5
Biological process (GO): piecemeal microautophagy of the nucleus; protein lipidation involved in autophagosome assembly; autophagy of mitochondrion
Cellular component (GO): Atg12-Atg5-Atg16 complex; phagophore assembly site membrane; phagophore
Molecular function (GO): Atg8-family ligase activity
Source: RefSeq, a predicted model, not a curated record
UCACUAUUACAAAAACGUUUUGUGCAAAAAAUAAUAAAACAGAGAAAAGAAAUUGAAACCAAAGACUGGAAGCAUGGCCCACGACCGCGAGGUGUUGCGUAUGAUCUGGGAGGGCCAGAUUGGCAUCUGCUUCCAGGCGGACCGCGACGAGAUCGUGGGCAUCAAACCGGAGCCCUUCUAUUUAAUGAUAUCGCGACUCAGCUACUUGCCCCUGGUCACCGAUAAGGUUCGCAAGUACUUUUCCCGCUACAUAACCGCCGAGCAUCAGGAUGGCGCCGUGUGGUUCGACUUUAAUGGAACGCCCCUGCGCCUGCAUUAUCCAAUUGGUGUCCUGUAUGACCUGCUGCAUCCGGAAGAGGAUAGCACGCCCUGGUGCCUUACAAUACACUACUCCAAGUUCCCUGAGGAUACGCUCGUCAAGCUCAAUUCCAAAGAACUGCUGGAAUCCCACUACAUGUCCUGCCUUAAAGAGGCAGAUGUCCUGAAGCAUCGUGGCCUGGUCAUUUCGGCCAUGCAAAAGAAGGAUCACAACCAACUGUGGCUGGGCCUGGUCAAUGACAAAUUCGAUCAGUUUUGGGCCGUCAAUCGGCGACUGAUGGAGCCCUAUGCCGACCAGGAGUCCUUCAAGAACAUUCCCCUGCGGCUCUACACGGACGAUGACUUUACGUACACGCAGAAAUUGAUUCCCGAUCGCGAGGGUGGACACAAAAAGAGUCUGGCCGAUCUGAUGGCCGAAUUAUCGACACCUGUGCGCAAAGCGGUUGGAUGUCGCACCCAUGGCAUUGAUCUUCAUGAGGAAACGCAGCUACAAUGGAUGUCCGAGCACCUUAGUUAUCCCGACAAUUUCCUGCAUUUAUCGGUGGACUACAAGGAUGUCUAGUCCUUCCAGAAUAUGUAUAUAUAUAUAUAUAGUAUAUAUAGUAUUAUAUAUA